Messenger RNA from Felis catus (domestic cat), 2359 nucleotides. It is a transcript of the gene AMDHD1, whose product is annotated as amidohydrolase domain containing 1. Gene Ontology annotation, molecular function: imidazolonepropionase activity. The transcript has 9 exons. NCBI's taxonomy places the organism in Eukaryota, Metazoa, Chordata, Mammalia, Carnivora, Felidae. The record is from RefSeq and is a predicted model, not a curated record. Bases 96 to 1376 code for a protein of 426 amino acids. Gene Ontology annotation, cellular component: cytoplasm.
CCGGGCGCGGCCCGCCCACCCGCACCCUCCUCCGCCGGCUAGCCUGCCGCCGCUCGAGCUCCGCGGCCACCCGGAGACCCGCGGCGCGCGGCGACAUGGCGGGCGGCCACCGCCUCCUGCUGGAGAACGCGCAGCAAGUGGUGAUGGUGUGCGCCCGCGGCGAGCGCUUCCUGGCGCGGGACGCGCUGCACAGCCUGGCCGUGCUGGAGGGCGCCAGCCUGGUGGUGGGCACGGAUGGGUUUAUAAAAGCCAUUGGUCGGGCUGAUGCUAUCCAAACACUGUUUUCUGAAGAAACGUUUGAAGAAAGAAUUGACUGUUCUGGGAAAUGCAUCUUGCCAGGUUUGGUGGAUGCACACACACAUCCAGUCUGGGCUGGUGAAAGAGUUCACGAAUUUGCAAUGAAGUUGGCAGGAGCCACGUACAUGGAAAUUCACCAGGCUGGAGGAGGCAUCAACUUCACUGUGGAGCACACGCGCCAAGCCUCGGAGGAGGAGCUAUUCUGCUCCCUUCAGCAGCGGUUGCAGUGCAUGAUGAGGGCGGGGACCACACUGGUGGAGUGCAAGAGCGGAUACGGCCUCAACCUGGAGACGGAGCUCAAGAUGCUGCGUGUGAUUGAGCGCGCUCGGCGCCAGGGGCCCAUCGGCAUCUCGGCCACUUACUGCGGGGCUCACUCAGUGCCAAAAGGAAAGACUGCUACAGAAGCUGCUGAUGAAAUCAUCAAUAACCACCUCCCAAAGCUGAAGGAGCUUGGCAGCCGUGGGGAAAUACACGUGGACAAUAUAGAUGUGUUCUGUGAGAAAGGCGUCUUUGAUCUCAAUUCCACCAGAAGGAUUCUUCAAAGUGGAAAAGAUCUAGGAUUACAGAUUAACUUUCAUGGGGAUGAACUCCAUCCUAUGAAGGCUGCUGAGCUGGGAGCUGAGCUGGGAGCUCAGGCGAUCAGUCACCUGGAAGAAGUGAGCGAUGAAGGCAUCGCUGCCAUGGCAACGGCCAGGAGCUCCGCUGUCCUCCUGCCCACCACCGCCUACAUGCUGAGACUGAAGCAACCUCGGGCUAGGAAGAUGUUAGAUGAAGGGGUAAUCGUUGCUCUGGGCAGUGAUUUCAACCCUAACGCAUAUUGCCUUUCAAUGCCAAUGGUCAUGCAUCUGGCCUGUGUGAACAUGAGAAUGUCCAUGCCUGAGGCUUUGGCGGCUGCCACUAUCAAUGCAGCAUAUGCGCUGGGAAAAUCUCACACACAUGGAUCUCUGGAAGUUGGUAAGCAAGGAGAUCUCAUUAUCAUCAAUUCGUCCAGAUGGGAGCAUUUGAUUUACCAGUUUGGAGGCCAUCACGAAUUAAUUGAAUAUGUUAUAGCUAAAGGAAAAGUCAUCUACAAAAAAUGAAAGAUCUGAAAGGAAAGAGAAGACUCUUCGACUGUAUAAGUCAAUGCAGUUAUAGUCAAAGUUAAAAUACCAUAGUAAUUUACCAGGGUGAUGUCAGAUAUAUUUCAGUGCUUUGUUAAUCCACUUGAAAAAACCAAGAGAUAAAUUUAUUUUCUUUUAACAUGUGUACCUGGACAUAUAAAUAGGUAAAUCAAUUGGAUCAUAAUCUUAUAACAUUAAAUCAUCUCACAGAGAUUUGUUACAAAUAUUUUGAAGAUUAAUAUGAUGGAGUAUCACCAAAAUGCCUUUGCGGGGAAAGCAGAUUGGCAAUUAGGUAGACAUGGCUUGGAAAUCCCAUUUUAUUUCUGCUUUUCAAGUUUCAGUUUUUAAAUUACAUUUAGUGAAAAUUAGGGGAUGGUGAGAAAUCCAAGUGAUAUGCCCCAAACUAAGCACGUGUAGCCUUCUAUAAUAGGCUAGUCCUGGAGCGCCUGGGUGGCUCAGUCGGUUGAGCAUCCGACUUCGGCUCAGGUCAUGAUCUCGUGGUCCGUGAGUUUGAGCCCCGCGUCAGACUCUGGGCUGAUGGCUCAGAGCCUGGAGCCUGUUUCAGAUUCUGUGUCUCCCUCUCUCUCUGACCCUCCCCCGUUCAUGCUCUGUCUCUCUCUCUGUCUCAAAAAUAAAUAAACGUUAAAAAAAUAAAAAAAAAAAAUAGGCUAGUCCUUUCCCCACAUAGUUUGUCUUUACAGAUGUUCUUUGAAUGAAUUAGUGUCUCCUAUGGGAGGGUGUCCCUAUAUUUCUAAUUUCUUCUCAAUUCUAACAAUAGAGCUGCACAACAGAUUUCAAGGCUUGUCAUUUUAUACAUGGGUACAGGGGCCUUCCUCGAAAGGAUGCAUUUUGACCAAAUCCAUUAAUGUGAUUUUUAAGUCAUUUUUAAGUUUUUGAUUGUUCACAUUACAAAUGUGUAACAAAAUUUUUGUAGCUCUCAAUAAAUUUUGUAGUCACUAUUA